Messenger RNA from Balaenoptera acutorostrata (minke whale), 4206 nucleotides. RefSeq names its product UFM1 specific ligase 1 (gene UFL1). NCBI's taxonomy places the organism in Eukaryota, Metazoa, Chordata, Mammalia, Artiodactyla, Balaenopteridae. The coding region runs from base 99 to 2477 and encodes 792 amino acids. The transcript is spliced from 19 exons. The record is from RefSeq and is a predicted model, not a curated record. Gene Ontology annotation, cellular component: endoplasmic reticulum membrane. Gene Ontology annotation, molecular function: UFM1 ligase activity. Gene Ontology annotation, biological process: protein K69-linked ufmylation; regulation of proteasomal ubiquitin-dependent protein catabolic process; response to endoplasmic reticulum stress.
GUCCCUUGUCCCUUUGCGCGGCCCGUUCCGCCUCGGCUCCCGUGGCUUUUCGGCUGACGUGUCUGCUGUUGGUCGGCUGCUUGGCGAGUAGGGCCGAGAUGGCGGACGCUUGGGAAGAGAUUAGGCGGUUGGCGGCUGACUUCCAGCGGGCGCAGUUCGCAGAGGCCACGCAGAGGUUGUCAGAGCGGAAUUGCAUUGAGAUUGUGAAUAAAUUGAUUGCUCAGAAACAGCUAGAAGUAGUUCACACACUUGAUGGGAAGGAAUAUAUUACUCCAGCCCAAAUUAGUAAAGAAAUGAGAGAUGAGCUACAUGUUCGAGGUGGUCGAGUAAACAUUGUUGAUCUGCAACAGGCGAUUAAUGUGGAUCUGACUCAUAUUGAAAACAGAAUUAGUGACAUUGUUAAAUCCGAAAAACAUGUUCAGCUAGUGUUGGGACAACUGAUAGAUGAGAACUAUUUGGAUCAGUUAGCAGAAGAGGUAAAUGAUAAAUUACAGGAAAGUGGUCAGGUAACGAUAUCCGAACUGUGUAAAACCUAUGAUCUUCCUGGAAACUUUCUGACACAGGCACUAACUCAGCGACUAGGUAGAAUUAUUAACGGACACAUUGAUCUUGAUAACAGAGGAGUAAUAUUUACUGAAGCUUUUGUAGCUAGACAUAAAGCACGCAUCCGUGGGUUGUUCAGUGCUAUUACCCGGCCUACAGCAGUGAAUUCUUUGAUUUCAAAAUAUGGAUUUCAGGAGCAGCUUCUUUACUCUGUUCUUGAGGAACUUGUUAAUAGUGGACGCUUACGAGGCACUGUGGUUGGUGGGAGACAGGAUAAAGCGGUGUUUGUCCCUGACAUUUACUCCAGAACACAAAGUACUUGGGUGGAUUCUUUUCUCAGGCAGAAUGGCUAUCUGGAAUUUGAUGCUUUGUCCAGACUUGGAAUCCCAGAUGCUGUGAGCUACAUAAAGAAAAGAUAUAAGACUACACAACUCUUGUUUUUGAAAGCAGCUUGUGUUGGUCAAGGACUUGUGGAUCAGGUGGAAGCAUCAGUAGAGGAAGCCAUCAGCUCUGGAACAUGGGUUGAUAUUGCACCUCUGCUACCCAGUUCCUUAUCAGUGGAAGAUGCUGCAAUAUUGCUUCAACAUGUGAUGAGAGCACUCAGCAAACAGGCUUUAGCUGUAGUCUUUAGUGAUACUAUUGUAGUCAGUGAAAAAUUUAUAAAUGAUUGUACAGAACUGUUCAGUGACCUGAUGCACCAAAAAGCUGAAAAGGAAAUGAAAAAUAAUCCUGUCCAUUUAAUCACUGAAGAAGAUCUGAAACAAGUCUCCAUUUUAGAAAGCGUUAAUACAAGUAAAAAGGAUAAAAAAGAUGAACGAAGGAGGAAAGCAACAGAGGGCAGUGGAAGUGUGAGAGGAGGAGGUGGCGGCAAUGCCAGAGAGUACAGAAUUAAAAAAAUCAAGAAGAGAGGGCGAAAAGAUGACAACAGUGAUGAUGAGUCAUCUCACACAGGAAAGAAGAAGCCAGAGAUCGCUUUUAUGUUCCAGGAUGAGAUUGAAGAUUUUUUAAGAAAACAUUUACAAGAUGCCCCUGAGGAGUUUAUCUCUGAACUUGCUGAGUACUUAAUAAAACCUCUAAAUAAAACUUAUCUCGAAGUGGUACGUUCAGUAUUCGUGUCUUCAACUUCUUCUGCCUCUGGAACUGGCAGGAAGCACACGAUCAAGGACUUGCAAGAAGAGGUUUCAAACCUUUAUAACAAUAUUCGAUUAUUUGAAAAAGGGAUGAAGUUCUUUACAGAUGAUACCCAGGCUGCUCUUACGAAGCACUUGCUGAAGACAGUGUGUACUGAUGUCACUAAUCUCAUUUUCAACUUCUUAGCUUCGGAAUUAAUGAUGGCAGUAGACAAUCCUGCAACCAUUACAAGUGAAGUAAGAAAAAAAAUUCUAAGUAAAUUAUCAGAAGAAACUAAAGUAGCUCUCACAAAACUCCAUAGCUCUCUGAAUGAAAAGAGCAUAGAAGACUUUCUUUCUUGUCUGGAUUCUGCAGCAGAAGCUUGUGAUAUUAUGGUGAAAAGGGGAGACAAAAAAAGGGAAAGGCAGAUACUGUUCCAGCAUCGACAAGCACUGGCUGAACAGCUAAAAGUCACAGAAGACCCUGCUCUUAUUCUGCAUCUCACAUCGGUUCUGUUGUUUCAGUUCUCAACCCACAGCAUGCUCCAUGCACCUGGAAGAUGUGUCCCGCAGAUCAUUGCUUUUCUGAAUACUAAAAUUCCAGAGGUUCAACAUACUCUUUUAGUAAAGUAUCAAGGUUUGGUUAUAAAGCAUUUAGUCAGUCAAAAUAAGAAGACUGGGCAGGGAGAAGAUCCCUUGAGUGAUGAAUUAGACAAAGAACAAGAAGAUAUCAUCAGUAUGACUCGUAAAGAGCUUCAAGAACUUUCCUCAUCCAUUAAAGACCUUGUUGUCAAAUCCAGGAAAUCAUCAGUGACAGAAGAGUAAUGAUUUUAAUUUACUUAAUGUUGUCAUAUAGUAAACAUUUUUCCCCAAAGUUAAAGGUGAGUGGUUACAAAAAAAAUACACAUUUCACAGUUCGGAAUCCCCCACCCAAUAGCACUUCCCACACUCUCAAUUCAGUUAAAACAGUAGUGUUGUAUUCAUUGUAAAUCUUAUAAAGAUGUGGAUUUUUGUAAAUUGGGUUCUCCGUGGAAGAUUUCUUUUUCACAUUAUUCUAAAAAUUAUACAUUUCAGGUUUAUUUUCUUUCUAGAUGCUGAAUGAAGAAUAAAUUUUCUGCUAUCUUUUAUCUCUAGGAAAGGACUCAUUUGUUGUGUUAUUGGAUUUCAAGUGACAUGUGUAAAUUUACACAUAUUAAGCAGAAACUUAAAAUGCAGUCUUUUUUUUUUGGUGUUGAAAAUAGUGUAUUUUACUUUAAAAUUAAUAAGAGAAUGGUUCAAACCUAAAAUACAGAAACUUGCAAAAUAUUUUUUUUAUUACUAAGCCCUCGCUUUUAUUUCUGGCAGAUAGAGGGCCUCUCAUCUCCCCCACAAGAGUGAACUUUUAUGUGGCUGGGAGCUUCAGGGAUGUGUUCACAGGUGCAGAAGAAGAACACCCGAGUAGCCCAUGCACUGCUGUGCUCUAUUCUAAAGUAAGAUGCUAACAAGAGUGAGAGAAAAAAUAUAAUUUACUACUGAUAGGUGUAAGUCACAUUUUAACAUUGUAAUAACUAAAAAUUUAAUAUAGUUUUCUUUAACCCAGUUUGCAUUUCUGAAUUUCAUUUUUUAUAUUAAUAGUCACCAUCACCUAAUACUUUGUUGUAGGGGAUCUAUAAGUGCAUUUAAAUCAUUAGAACUUUUUUUUUCAAAAUAGAAACGCUUAUUAAAAAAUAGGUGUUCUUGUUCUGUAAAGAUUAGUAGUAGUUAAAAGACUAAAAUAGUUCCUUGGAGUAAUCAUUUCAGUCAAAUGAGUUUCAGGCAACAAUUUAUUGUAUAUAAAAGAGGAACUUAUUUAAAAUAUAAUAGUAAAUUAAAUCUCAAAUAUUUUUUAAAAAUACUAUUUUAUAUAAUACCUUACAUGGCAUUUAAAACUAUUUUUGAAAAUGUUUGAAUACAAAGAUUGGUCUACCUCUACACUAAUUCUAGACAAAGUAUUAAUAUUGAUUGCAAGAAAUAUAAUUUGCUAAGCAAAGUUGAUAGGAAUGUAACAAACUAAAAAAUAUUUUCCAUUGCUAAUUUUCUAUUCAUGUAUUUUCAUAAGGGUAAAGGAAGAAAAAUGACAAAUCCCCUGUGAACACAAAUUCCAGUUAGUUUGUUGAUUCAGCUUCCAAAAUACUGAACACCCAACCUGAUUUUUUAUUCAGUCUUUAAGGACCUUACCAUUUAUGUUUCAAGAGAUACCAAAGUAAUCCACAUUUGGGUCAAACUAGAUCAUAGACAAUGAAGCAAAUAAAAGCAUUAUGACUUUCUUAAUUUGUGAAAAUAAAAAUAGAAAAGACAAGCAAAUAAAAUAUUCUGUCUUAUUUUGUUUGCAUUAAAUUUUUUUCAUUUAUCAAAAUGGUUAUUUUUCCACAGUAAAUAAGAGCAGUUUUUAUUUUUUUGUAAAUAAAAUUAUUUAGCUGAUUUCAUAUUAUAAAUCUAAUUUCAUUAAUAAAAGUUGUUCCAUGUUUAUCUACUAUGAUCUUAAUGGGCAGAUUUAAGAAUGUUAUUUAAAAUAAAGUCUGUUGUUUCUGUUAAA